AUGGCGGUCUCCUCGAGUUCCUGCCGUGGAGGCAUGGCUGUGGGCUUGGCGCUGGGCGCCGUCAUUGGCUGGACCUCAAGAGGUAUGUUGGCAGUUCCGAUGCGACCCGCUGGCCCCGUUGCGGCCUCAGGCUUGCAGACGGACAGUCGCGGUCCUGGCACCGUGACUCCGGAAGAUGAAGAAUAUGAAGAUAGGGCCCAAGCUGGAGAGCGUGUAGAGGUCCCUAAUGGCACACAGCUACAGGGACUGAAAAGUGAGCCUACGCAGAGCAGAACUGCAACGGACGGUGCCGGGGCUUCCGAGGGCUCCUCCUCCACCUCCCUUGCAGCGCUUGGAUGGAGCAGUCCACCUGCCAAGAGCCAGCCAUUCCCCGCGAAGCGCUGCGAUGCACAGGCAAAAAGUCUCUCAGGAUAUUUUGGGAUUUGUGCAGAGGCCAGCUGGUCUUGGCUUACGAGUUACUUAGCUCCCGAGCAGCAGGGCCGGGCUGCCGUAUUGGUUGAUAUCGGCUGCAACAAGGGCUACUCUUCGGCUCGCGUCUUCGAGCGGUGGCAGCCCAGUGCGUUGCUGAACCAGCAAUCCUUGGGUCGAGCUCAUCAGAAGUUGGGGACACCCAAAUCUUGCGGCGUCUGCCAGGAUUGCAAGCAAAAGCCCCUCAAGCUGCCAGCAGGGGUCCGGAGCACACGCACACCCCUUGUCCACUGCAUUGAUGGCUCCCCCAGAACUGUGAGUCGAACAAAGCAGGCAAUGGAGCUAGCAUCCCCGAAGUCUAUGACGGGGAUGCAUUUUCACAAUCUGGCCUUUACGAAUUUCACGGGGACGGUUCAGUUUGGCGAUUGCGAUGCCAUGGAGACCUGCAGCAUGCACAAGGGAACUCCGGUGACAGUGAAGGCGAUGAAGCUCGACGCUUUCGUAGCCCAGGAGGCACUGAAAUUUAUUGACAUAGUGAAGAUUGAUGUGGAAGGUGCAGAGCCUUUAGUUCUCCAAGGGGCAAUGGCCGCCUUGAAGUCCGAAAAAGUGGCCUUCGUGCACUUUGAGGCCAACACUGAGCCUAAGGAUGCAUGGAAAGAUUUUGAUAUCACGUGGAUGGUAACCACCUUGGAUGAUCUUGGCUACAGCUGCUUUAUUGAAGCGGCCAAGCAUCGAGGCAAAUUCCUGGUUCGCUUAACUGGCUGCUUGCAUUCAACCAAAUUGCUGAAAACCGCUAAGCGAUUCUCACAGUACAAUGUCGUUUGUGCAAAGCGCGGAACUGUAGCUGAGGAGGCCCUACAGGACUGGGCACAUCUGUAG
Molecule: messenger RNA, 1287 nt
Organism: Symbiodinium sp. CCMP2592
Lineage: Eukaryota; Dinophyceae; Suessiales; Symbiodiniaceae
Source: the annotation of a GenBank genome assembly